CCCGUUAUCUACUGAACUUAUUCAGUUGGUUUAAGUGAACCAUGGACAAAGUUAAUAGCACGGUUAAAAGCAAGGCGACUACAAAUGAUGAGAAGAAGAAGAAUAUUUCUAUUGAGGAUAUUUAUAAGAUAGACCAACUUGACUUGGCUUUGAGGCCACAGACUGCCAAGUUCACACUCCCAGAUGCUGUCCCCAGAAGGGAGUGGAGAGCUAGGUUCUCCUCGGGUGCCGGGUCUGUGGAACCUCUCAACUUCCCUCUCAACCAGGUGAUCAUCACCCACACAGAUAGCGACCCUUGUGGAGACAAGUCGUCGUGCACGAGAGCCUUGCGUGGAGUUCAGGAACUGUUCAUGAUGAUGGGAUAUCACGACAUACCUUACAAUUUCAUGGUCACUACGGAAGGAGACGUUUUUGAGGGACGAGCUUGGCUAGAUGAAUGCCCAAUACCCGAAUCCUUAGGCAGACAGGAUAAAACUCUCGUAAUUGGAAUUAUAGCAAAAGAAUCAGACUGCUUUGGAAAGGCAAAAGAAGCCAUCAACACACAGGUUGACAGGAUAAUCGACCACGGCCUCAAAUAUGAGCUUAUUCAUCCCAAUUUCUUAAAAAGAGAAUCGCAUUCUUGUGCUUGA
Molecule: messenger RNA, 629 nt
Organism: Macrosteles quadrilineatus (aster leafhopper)
Lineage: Eukaryota; Metazoa; Arthropoda; Insecta; Hemiptera; Cicadellidae
Product: peptidoglycan-recognition protein 2-like
Exons: 5
Coding region: 42-629 (195 amino acids)
Biological process (GO): peptidoglycan catabolic process
Molecular function (GO): zinc ion binding; N-acetylmuramoyl-L-alanine amidase activity
Source: RefSeq, a predicted model, not a curated record